This is a messenger RNA of Leptopilina boulardi, 4144 nucleotides long. It is a transcript of the gene eIF3a, whose product is annotated as eukaryotic translation initiation factor 3 subunit A. Gene Ontology annotation, biological process: translation reinitiation; formation of cytoplasmic translation initiation complex. Gene Ontology annotation, molecular function: mRNA binding; translation initiation factor activity. NCBI's taxonomy places the organism in Eukaryota, Metazoa, Arthropoda, Insecta, Hymenoptera, Figitidae. Gene Ontology annotation, cellular component: eukaryotic translation initiation factor 3 complex, eIF3m; eukaryotic translation initiation factor 3 complex, eIF3e; multi-eIF complex. The transcript has 6 exons. The coding region runs from base 157 to 3435 and encodes 1092 amino acids. The record is from RefSeq and is a predicted model, not a curated record.
UUACGGGAAGCCAUUUUUAUUUAGUGUCUGCCUUUCAUCCGGUACACGCGGUAUACUUAUACUGUCAGGAAAUUAAUAAAUUCUGAUUUUAUAGUGCAUUUUUUGGGCUUCCUAGUGUUGUUAAUGCUAAAAAAGUGAUUCAACUAUUUCGACGCAAUGGCAAGAUAUGGGCAAAGACCCGAAAACGCCCUGAAAAGGGCAAAUGAAUUCAUCGAAGUCGGUAAACCGGCAAGAGCUUUAGAUACUCUUCAAGAAGUCUUCCGCAAUAAAAAAUGGACAUACAGCUGGUCCGAAUCGGUUCUCGAACCGAUUAUGUUCAAAUAUCUAGAUCUUUGUGUGGAAUUGAAAAAGUCUCACAUUGCCAAGGAGGGUCUAUUUCAAUAUCGAAACAUGUUUCAAUCGGUCAAUGUUGGAAGUUUAGAAAAUGUGAUUCGUGGUUAUCUCCGAAUGGCUGAAGAGAAAACGGAUGCUGCAAGAAAACAAAGUCAACAAGCCGUUAUUGAUAUUGAUGAUCUCGACAAUCUCGCUACACCCGAAAGCAUAUUACUCUCGGCAGUGAGCGGUGAAGAUGCACAAGAUCGAAGUGAUCGCACCAUUUUAACACCAUGGGUGAAAUUUCUCUGGGAAUCCUACUGCCAAUGUUUAGAAUUAUUGAGAACAAAUGCUCAUGUUGAGACACUCUACCACGAUAUUGCACGUAUGGCUUUUCAAUUUUGUCUCGAGUACAACCGUAAGACUGAAUUCCGUAAACUUUGUGAGAAAUUGCGUAAACAUUUGGAGGACAUUUGCAAACUCCCACAACUUGUAUCGAAUGUGUCAAUAAAUAAGGCUGAGACACAACAACUUAAUCUCGAGACACGUUUGAAUCAACUCGAUUCAGCAAUUCAAAUGGAACUUUGGCAAGAAGCAUACAAAGCCAUUGAAGAUAUUCACGGUCUGAUGAAUCUGUCAAAAAAGAUGCCAGUCCCAAAAACAAUGGCUAAUUAUUAUCAAAAACUUGCCAUGGUCUUUUGGAAAGCCGGUAAUUAUUUGUUCCAUGCAGCAGCUUUAUUGAAACUUUUACAAUUGUCACGUGACAUGAAGAAGAAUAUGUCCUCGGAGGAACAGCAACGUCUUGCAAAUCGUGUUUUAUUAGCCGCACUCUCCAUUCCAUUACCUUCUGCUCAUCCUGAAUUCGAUCGUUUCAUCGAGACUGACAAGAGUCCACAGGAGAAAGCUCAAAAACUUGCAGUUCUCUUGGGUCUCAAUCAACCACCAACGCGUGUAUCUCUUCUAAAAGAUAUCGUUCGUUUGAAUGUUAUCAAUCUUGUAUCGCCACAAUUACAAAACUUACAUUCUUGGUUGGAAGUUGAAUUUCAUCCCCUCGAGCUUUGCGGUCGUGUUGACACAGUUAUUCAAACUCUUCAGGCCGAUGAGACUAAUCCUCUCGCUCAAUAUGUUCCUGCACUUCAAGACGUGACUCUCGUUCGUCUUGUGCAUCAGGUCUCACAAGUUUAUCAAACGAUUCAACUUUCUCGUUUAUUGGAACUUGCCAAAUUCACCACCGAUUUUCAUUUGGAGCGUCUUCUUGUUGAUUGUGUACGUUACAAUGACAUGCAAAUUAGAAUUGAUCAUCGAAUGACGUGCAUUCACUUUGGCGUUGAUUUGUCCGAGGCACAAAGGGAAGAUCAUCCAGAUGGUCCUAUUCUUCAGGCAAUGCCAUCGGAACAAAUUCGUUGUCAAUUAGUGAAUAUGGCCAAGGUAUUGCAUCGUUCCAUCAAUGUUAUUAAUCCCAAUAAGAAGAAACAGGAGCGCGAGAAAUUGCGCAACGCCAUGGUGAAUCAUUAUCAUGAAACCAAAAUGAAGGAACACCAGAGAAUUUUGGGAAGACACAAGAUUAUUGAAGAACGAAAAGAAUAUAUCGAACAUAUUAAUACAGUUCGUGAGGAAGAGGAAUUAAGACGUCAGGAGGAGGCGCAACGAGCAUUGAUGCUCGCCGAACAAAAACGUCUCGAGCAGGAGCGUGAAGAGAGAGAACGAAAACGUCAUCAAAGUGAAAUUCAACAAAUUAAGGAUCGUCAUCUAAAGGAGAAAAUGCAACAAAUUUCUCAAACAAGUCAUGGGCAAAAGGUGCUUAAGAAACUUGAUGAAGAUGAAAUAAAGAAAUUGGACGCCGAACAAAUAGCAGCGCGCGAAGCCGAAGAAUUGCAAAAGGAACGAAGGGAAAUGCAACAAAAAUUGAAAUCUCAAGAGAAGAAGGUGGAUUAUUUGGAGCGUGCCAAACGAAUUGAGGAAAUUCCACUUUUGAAGAAAGCCAUGGAGGAUAAAUUGGAAUUGGCGAAACAAAGAUGGGAACAACAGGAAGAGGAGAGAAUUCAAAUUGCCAUUGAGGAACGUCAACAGGCUGUCGCUACAAAAGAACGUAUGGCACGAAUGAAAGAAGAUCACGAUAUAUUCUUGGAGAAAAUUCUCGCCGAACGAAGAAGUAUUUAUCAUGAGAAAUUGCGUGAAUUUGAGAAGAAAUUAAAUGAAGCUCGCGCUAGAAAGCUAUUGGAACGAAAGGUACAAAGAAAGGCGGAAAGAAAAGUGCAAUGGGAGAAAGAAAGAGCGGAAGCUGCGGAACGUAAACGUCAAGAGGAAUUGAGAAUCAGAGAGGAGGAAGAGAGGAAACGAUUAGAGGAAGAACGUGCACAGAGAGAGGAAGAGGAGAGGAAACAACGUGAAGAGAGAGAAGCUAUUGAAGCCGAGAGAUUGGCAAAAUUAAAUCAAAUGGCAGAAAUCACCAAGGCUAAAAAUGAAGAGAUUGAACGAAAAUUGGAGGAACAAAAACAAAAGGAAAGGGAGAAUAUGAGGGAGAAACCAGAUCCAUGGAGAAGUGGUGGUGGUAGGUUUGAAAGAAGCGAUAGAAAUGAAAGAAGUGACAGAAAUGAUAAAUACGAGAGAAGUGACACCAAAUCAACGGAAUCCUGGCGAAGAGCUGUUCCAAAAGAAAAUGAUGAUGAUGGUCCUAAACGGGAUACUGUUCGGGACGAUGAUGACAGAAGGAAAAAGGAAAUAUCACGUGAUGACAGUGAUAAACGCUUCCAAAAGAGAGACUUUAGCAAAUUGUCUAGCGGCGGUGGCGGAGGAUCAUGGCGCGAUAUGCCGCCACGUGGCGGAAGAACAGAUGAUCGUGACGAUCGUCAAAGAAAUACGGAUCGUGACAACCGAGAUGAACGUCCACGACCUGAUCGUCGUCCUUAUGAAGAAUCAUCGCGAGGUGGAAGUGGUGGUGGCGGAAGCAGUUGGAGAUCAAAGGCGGCAGAAGCAGCAAAGGACAAUCCAAGAGACUCGAAACGGGAUGACCGGCAAGAUGAUUUUGAGCAUGUAGAUGACAAACAACAAGUUCGUGACGAAAAGAAAGAGAAUCGAGCACCGGAGGACGAGGGUGGUUGGUCAAAAGUUCGUCGUCAUUAAAAAUCUACAUCUAUGAAUUAUUGAAAAGUUGAUUAUUAUUGUUUACAUGGAAGAACUAAAUAGAAUUGUUCUCAUGUGAAAGUCACAAUCAACAGAGUGUUUUCACAUUGAAUGAACAAAGGAUACUUUGAAAUUUUCGAUACAUUUGGUACGUUCUAAGAAUUUUUAUUUUCUUUUUUUUUACAUUUUUACAAAAUUUUGAUUUUAUCGAGAAUUUUUUAUUUUUUUAUGCUUCGAGGCAAUAAAAAAAGAAAGAAUAUUUCACAAUAAUGUAUAAUAUUAAAAAUUUACACAAAAAAUUUGAUUAAUUGACGGGAAAGUAGUAUCUUUAACUUCAUGGUUAUAGAUUUCUAGAUUUUUCUUUCCCUCAUUGAAAUUUCACUUAAUAGAAUUUAAAGGAAACUCGAAAAAUCGAAAAUUUAUAUAACAAUUUAUACAAUUUUUUUUAUUAUACGCCAAUGUAAAUGUUCGUCAAUCAGUCUAUCGACGAUUUGCGUUUUUUCUGUUGAAUUAAGUCCCGAGGGACUUUAUGAAUUUUUCAGGAGUUAUAAAGGCACUGCAUGCUACGCACGUAAAUCUAGCAAAAAUGCAGUCUAUAGUUAGAAACUAAUUAAACUAUCUUCACAAAAAAAAAUAUAAUAAAAUAAACUUUGAUAUUCAAGGGAGCUGGAAACUUUCUUGUCAAUAAAGUUCUCUUGUAUCUAUAAAA